UGCAAUCCUCUGCUGCCGUGUUACAAAAGUUUUGCAGGCAGUGCAGUAGGCCGUUUCUCAACAUGCACUGUCUUCCUGUUGGUGUAGACUACAUGUAGCCUGUCUCAUUUUUUUCAUUGGUGAAAUAACGACAUUUCUGAAUCAGCUGCUCAAAAACAAUCAAAGAAAUAAAAUGGAUAAAACUAGCAGGGCAGUAUAACUGUUUAUGGUUGAGGUCCAAUCACAAAUGAAGCAGAGGACAGUUGACCAAUCCCCUUUCCCUGAACUUUGUGUUCAAAGAGUAAACAGAGUGGGCUGAAAGUUGAACUUGUGCGCGUGCACGUGUCCGUGUGCUUGAGUGUGUGUAGGCGUGACUCCCCCUGUAGCCUAUAAAACCUCUCCAAGAGUGCACAGAGAUAUAGAGAACACAUAGUGAGUUUGUGUUGUUUAGGUUUAUUUUUUCCUGAAGACAACAGCUAAAAGAGUAGGAAACUUCUCCAGGUCGGACAACCAUGAUGUUUCCCUGCAGCGCUCUUUCGCCUCCUCUCUACCCGGGCUUACUGCGUCCCCCUGCGGCUCUCUCCUCGCCCCUGACCCGGUCACUCCCUUCAGGCUUCCUAGUAGAAGAUCUCCUUCGAUUAAGCCAGCCUGUCAGCUUCGUACAUCGGACUUUCUCUUCCAGAAGUCCCGGGGACCUUCUCCCGCUCAGCCCCGGGCCGGGCGCCUCUCCCCGGGCGUUGGGACCCAGCACAGAGCUGUCUGUGCUUCAGAGCUCCAGCCAGCCGAACCGCAGUAGCCCCGGCUCUCCGCAGGCUGCCUGCCCGGACUCCGGCUACCUCAAGUUCGGCGUCAGUGCGAUACUGGCACCAUCUACACGGAGCGUACAGAGUCUUCAGACUAAGUACUUCCCUUUGCCUUUCUUUGAUGGAAGCCUCCAUCCUUUCAUCAGAGCUUCCUACUUCACAGCCUCCUCCACUGUGAUUCCUGUCCCGGGAACGUUUUCAUGGCCCCUGGCCCAGAGAGGGAAGCCCAGGAGGGGCAUGCUGCGGCGGGCUGUGUUCUCAGACCUCCAGAGGAAGGCCCUGGAGAGAACUUUCCAGAGGCAGAAAUACAUAAGCAAACCAGACAGGAAGAAACUUGCCAGUAAACUGGGACUUAAAGACUCCCAGGUGAAGAUCUGGUUUCAGAACCGCAGGAUGAAAUGGAGGAACUCCAAGGAGAGGGAGCUACUGUCGACAGGCGGCUGUCGCCAGCAGACCCUUCCCACCAAAACCAACCCCCACCCAGACCUCACUGAUGUAGGCAGCACCUACUGCCACAGGCUGGACAGGACUGCACCCACCAGCCAAGUACAGCUGAACAGCCAGGAGUCACAUCUUCUUCACCACCACCACCAUCAUCAUCAUCAUCAUCAUCACAAUCCUUCCUCUCCGUCACAGUCCAGCAAACAGUCAGAGCACUCAAAGUCAGACAUUGAAGAAAUCACAGUUUCAUAAGACCUUGCUACAAGAUUCAGACAUCUGAGUUGUAAAGGAUGCCAGGAGAAAAAAAGAGUUAUCAAAGAAACUGGUGAAUGGAAAAAAAUACCAGAAAUGUUUGAAUUUGUUCUGUACAUAGCUGUAUUUUCUCAGGCUUUCAGUGCCAUAUUUCUGUACAGUGUUGUUUAUAUUACUUUUAUAUGCAGUUCAGUAUAUCUUUAUACAGUAAAUAAGGUAUACUGAGCUAUUUUAGAUAUUUGUAGAUUUAAAUGUUUAAAUAUACAAAUUGUUCUUUCCAUACAUAUUUGUAUUCUUUAUAUUUUCUCAAAUAAAUAUUGAAAAGUC
Siniperca chuatsi (mandarin fish) is the source of this 1802-nucleotide messenger RNA. RefSeq names its product homeobox protein DBX1-B-like. Gene Ontology annotation, biological process: cell differentiation in spinal cord; regulation of transcription by RNA polymerase II. The record is from RefSeq and is a predicted model, not a curated record. NCBI's taxonomy places the organism in Eukaryota, Metazoa, Chordata, Actinopteri, Centrarchiformes, Sinipercidae. Gene Ontology annotation, molecular function: DNA-binding transcription factor activity, RNA polymerase II-specific; DNA binding. The transcript has 4 exons. Bases 492 to 1475 code for a protein of 327 amino acids.